This is a messenger RNA of Pyricularia pennisetigena, 1281 nucleotides long. RefSeq lists its product as uncharacterized. Lineage: Eukaryota; Fungi; Ascomycota; Sordariomycetes; Magnaporthales; Pyriculariaceae. Bases 1 to 1281 code for a protein of 426 amino acids. The transcript has 2 exons. The record is from RefSeq and is a predicted model, not a curated record.
AUGGAAUGUCACAGGACUCCUUUCCGCGACUGCUUACAUUGCCGGGUCGGCGAAUGGCUCGGCAGCACAUCAAAUAUCCCCGACGAACCCAGUUGUUGCUCAAAAACCCACGACUUCGAAAUACCCCCCUCGCCGCCUGCUUCGUCUGCACGAGCAUCUUCGCAAUCGAAACGGCGGCGGCCCGACGAUGAGGCUCGUCAACCCGUCCUCGAUUUCGAUAUAACCCCGCGACCUUCUCGCCAGCUCGCUUUCGAUGUAGGCUUCUCUUCGAUACCACGAACUUCGUCGCGUUCCACGCCUUCCAAGCGCUUUGUCAGUCCAAUAAAAUUUAUCAAAGAGCUCGAAAUGCUUGUCAAACCGAUUAGAAUCGAAAAGCCUCGAACCGCAACACUGCCGCCAGAUAUGCGCAGUUUAUAUGUUAGCGUACAAGAAAUCGUCGAGUACAGCAGCGCGUUCGUGCCAAUCGAAGCGCAAGAGGCGAUCAAUAAAUAUAUAUUGGCGAUAGAUAUGGUCCCGUUCCCGCCUUCGUUGUUCAAAAUCCAAGAGGGCGACCAAGAUGCACACGCAGUGGCAGAAGCAGAAAUACAUGCACCUCUACUCAAACUGGCGACUCGAAAAACCCCUGGCGUAAGUCACUAUGAGAUCAUGUCUGCUCGUGUUUCACAACCGUGGUUACCCCCAAUACGCAGCGAAGCCACCUGGGCGUUCCCACGAUCUUGGGUUUCCGUAUCGUCAAGCACCAGUUCAACGACUGCGUCCCGUAAUAACAAUGAUCCUGUCGCGGCCGGGAGAAUGGUGGAUUUUGGGUUUUUUAUGGAAACCAGAUCGACACAGCUCGAGCAAGCGAUAUCGGCUCUAACUUUACAGUCAGCACAUCAUUCCGUCAACCACAGUAACUACAGCCCUCUUCGUUCCCUACCCUUAGGCGUUAGCAUCGAAACGAAAAGCCCCGGUGCGACAGAAAAAGGGCUCAUUCAGUUAGCAGUAUGGACGGCGGCAUGGUUUCAACGGAUGGAACAUUGGUUACAAUCAUCAACAUACCGGCAAACCAAGUUUGGAAUGCUCCAAGCGGUGCCAGCAGUUUUGGUUAAUGGGCACAGUUGGCGUCUGCUGUUUUUUUGUAACAGAGGCGACUAUUUCGCCUGUGUUGGUGAAAUUCCGAUGGGAGAAACGACCACUUUAACGGGAACCUAUAAGGUGCUGGCAGUCUUACGUCUCCUUGUGCGCUGGGUGGAUAAAGAUCUGAGGGAGUGGUUUGAAGGGUUGUUUCUGCGCGCGUAG